CUGAGAGAAGCUACUCUUUCUGGCUUUCUGUUACUCGCUGUCACUUUCUCAUGUGAGAUUUUAGAAUGAGCACCUCCUAUGAUCCAUAUAAGAUGUUGGAGUUUAUUCUAGAGGACAUCCUUUCUGCAAUCAAACCUUCACAAGAGGACUGGUUGGCACGAUUUCAUGUCAUUAAUGAAUUCCGAGCUGUGGUUGAAUCUGUGGAAAGUCUGCGAGGUGCCACUGUUGAGCCAUUCGGUUCAUUUGUUUCUCGUCUGUACUCAAAAUGGAGUGACUUGGAUAUCUCUGUUGAGGUUCCCAGUGAAUCAUCUGUUCCCAAUUUUGGGAAAAGACGUAAGUUGAACUUGCUAAAGGAUAUACGGCAAGCAUUGAAGAAAAGAGGUGAUGCUCAUAAUUUGCAAUUUAUUCCCAAUGCAAGAGUUCCCCUACUUAUAUACGAGAGAAACCACAACCACCAGAAUAUCUCCUGUGAUAUCUCAAUCAAUAAUCUGCAGGGCGAAAUCAAGUCUAAAUUCUUGCUUUGGAUCACUCGGAUAGAUGAUCGCUUUCAUGAUAUGGUUUUACUGGUCAAGGAAUGGGCCAAAGCACAGAAUAUAAAUGACCCAAAGACUGGAACUUUGAACUCAUACUCCUUAUGUUUGCUUGUUAUCUUCCAUCUUCAGACAUGUGUACCUGCAAUUUUACCACCACUGAUGGAAAUAUAUGCAGGGAAUCUUGUUGAUGAUUUUACAGGUGAGAGCAUCACUACAGAGAGACGUAUACAAGAUACAUGUGAUGCAAAUAUAGAAAGGUUUAGUUCACGGAGCCUCCGAAGAGUUGUUAAUAGAAGUUCACUGUCUGAGCUUUUUGUUACAUUCUUUGAGAAGUUUUCUAGAAUCAACUCAAUGGCAUCAGAGUAUGCAAUUUGUACGUAUACAGGACGUUGGGAGCACAAAAGGAACAAUAGUAAAUGGAUGGAAAAAAAAUCCCCCCUUCUAAUUGAGGAUCCAUUUGAGCAGUCAGAUAAUGCAGCCAGGGCUGUUAGCAUGAUUCAGCUAACCAAGAUUUCCGAUGCAUUUGAAGUAACCCACCACAGGCUGAUCUCAGCCAAUCAUGACAAAAGUUCUUUGAUUGCAAGUUUGAUCAGACCCCAAAUCAGAUCAAAAUUAAUUGAAAGGACAUCCCAAGAAAAUUCAAGUUCGCGGAGGGGACAUUACUUGGGAUCUCAUCCACCAAGAGCCGCUGCAGUGCCAUCACCGAGCCUUAAUCAGUUCCAGAACAAUCCACAGGAGGCCCGCCCUUCCAUCAUUUUACCACAUAAUCAGUUCCAGGUAAAGCCACAGGAGGCCCAUCCUUCCAGCAUUGCUGCCCAGAGAACCAGGCAGGCAUUUCGCGGCCAAGGCAGGAUGGAGUGGAGGCCAAGAGGGACCACAGAUAAUGGAUUUUAAAUAAGAUUCUGGUCAUCUGGCCUUGGAGGAAAGCUGGAUGUGCCUUCUGUGUCGGCUAUCUGCUUGCAUAGUUUGAAGUCCACACUCGCAGAUAAAGCUGUAUGCCUUUGGCAGUGGAUGGAGUUUCUCUCCUUUUGGUGUCAAGGUGCUCCGCGAGACCAUUUUGAACCAUCUGGAGGAUAGGAUUUUGGUUGUGUUUGACAAUGCUAAUUUCAGUCUCAUUGCUGAUACUGUUGUUUGGCGAGGGUUGAUAUCUCAUCUUUGGAUAUGAUAUGGGCACAAGUUUAAUGCAUGCUUUGACUUGUUAUGCAAUCCUAAUUAUGUAUUAUAUCAUCUAUAUGUUUGGUGUUGCCUUUCGUUUCAAAAUGAAGUUAGUUUUCAUUCAUUUAUCAAACUGGUAUAUACAUUAGUAAU
Messenger RNA from Telopea speciosissima, 1841 nucleotides. RefSeq names its product protein HESO1. Lineage: Eukaryota; Viridiplantae; Streptophyta; Magnoliopsida; Proteales; Proteaceae. Gene Ontology annotation, molecular function: RNA uridylyltransferase activity. The transcript has 9 exons. The record is from RefSeq and is a predicted model, not a curated record. Bases 66 to 1427 code for a protein of 453 amino acids.